AAGCAAUUGUGGAUAGCCACAAGCGAAAGGUUCUUAGUUUGCAUCCAAUUGUAAAGGAAAUCUUCGUCCCCAAGCAAAUUACAGCUGCGACAGUUUUAAAGAAGAAAUUAAGAAAUUUCUCCCUAAAAUUGAUCGUCUUUCCUCUUGCUCUAAACACUACUCCGAAGACACUCUCAAUUUUUCCUCUCUCUGCUCUCCAACUUCAAUGGCGAAACUAAAGAUAGCAGGGACAUGGGUAGGUGUUCUGGAGGUAGAAUUGCAGAAUUGGACGGUUUCCAUGCUCAGACAGGAAGUUGCAAAGCGAUCAAACAUGGGUACUCACUCAAUCAAUUUAAUAUGCGCUGGCAAAGUCUUGAAAGAUGGUGAUGGCAGUGAAAAGCUUUGUCAAUUGGGUAUCAAAAACAACUCUAAGAUUCUUGUUACUCGAGUCUUUUUAGAGGAGGGUAACUCGUUGAAAGAGGAAUUAAUGGCCGAUGAAGAACGAAACCGUAGACUCGCUCGAGUCAAAGCAGCUGUCACUGCAUUGUCCAAAAGACAUGCAGAUGGUUCGUUGCCAAUUGAGGAUUUCAAUUUAGAACUUGAAGAUCAAAGUGGGCAGAAAUUGCACUUUUCUGAGACUGAUCAACAAGCAAUAAUGAUGGGUCUGAUGCUUCAUGCAAAUGGAAAGGGGCUAAUUAGAAGGCAAAUGUUUAAAGAUGCGUUAGAAGUGCUCACUAUGGGAGAGGAAGCUUUCUCUUUAUGCAAUCCCAAGUCUAUUGAACUUGUUGACAAUAUCCCAAUACUGCAAAUAGACAUGGUGUGGUGCUAUUUCAUGCUCCGUGACAUUGCCUGGCUCUCAGUGGCGGGGGUACGCCUUGAAAAGGCUAGAGAAGGACUUGAACAUGCUCAUGGCAAGGAUUCUUCCCGUUUUAGACUCCUUCAAGCAGGUCGCUCUUCAGAGCUUGCUCUAUAUUUGAGACUAGAGCUGUUGGAAGGAGUUGUGGCAUAUCAUAGUGGCCAGUUUGAUAAAUGUAGGAGGUUUUUGACCUCUGCACAAGCAAGAUUCUUCCAGUUACAAGUGUCAGAUGAAGCCUUAUCAACUGUUAUGAGCAUGGGCUUUAAGGAACAAGAUGCAAAGAAGGCACUGAGAAUGAGCAAUCAGGAUGUUGAAAGUGCCAUUAAUUUUCUUGUUGAGGAGAAAGAUAAGAAAGGAAAGAAACGGGAGGAUGACAUUCGUCGAAGAAAUGAAAUUAGGGAGCAACAACGUUAUGGAGUGACACCCUUAAGGAAAGCUGUGGAUCUCCAGAGAUUGAAAGAGUUGAUCUCUGUUGGGUUUGAUAAAGAGCUUGCUGCUGAAGCUCUACGAAGAAAUGAAAAUGACACUCAGAAGGCAUUAGAUGACUUGACAAAUCCAGAAACUAAUACAGCCAUCCAGCGCGAUAUUGAAUCAAAGAAAAGAAAAAGACAACGACAAAAAGAUGAGGCUACAAUUGAGCAGCUUGUAUCCAUGGGUUUUGAAAGAUCAAGAGUGGUUGAAGCUGUUCAAGCUGGUGGCUCGAUGGAUCAAGCAAUGCAACAGUUGCUCACACAAUCAAGUUCUAACCCAACAGAUCCUGCUAACAGUACAAUUUCUCCUGGGUUAAUACCUACCAACAAUGAGGGUAUGGGCGAAGAUCAUAUGAGCAAUGAUAGUGAUGUUGGAGGUCCAUCUACCAGCAAAAUUGAACAGAGGGAUGCAGAGAUGGAAGAUGAAAUCGCAGAUGAAAUAGCAAAAGGAGAUGCCUUGACUGACUAUGACAUUGAAGUAACAAAAGAAGGCGAGGCCAUAAAUGAGUAUUUAGCAUUGCUGGAUUCUGUUGGCAGUAGUGAGAAAGCUUCUUCGCAGUGAGAAGGAACUGGCUAAAACAAUGAUGCAAAAUGCAACUCUUGUGAAUAGAGGUCAAUACCUAUAAUCUCUAGCUUGUGGUUUAGAAUUCACGAGUUGAAAGUAAUACAAGUAGCAAAGCUCUUACCAUCAUUACAGAACCAAAAGCAAUUAAAUGCUUAUUGAGAAAUCAAAAUGGUAGUGCAUGUCCUAACCUUUCAUAUUCUGUUUUCCAACUUUUAGAGUUUGGAUGUGGUUAUUUCAUGGUUUGGAAAAGCUCAACUUAAUGCUGUGAGGUUCAGAAUAUUACACCCACCAAAUCAAAUGAUGCCUGGAGGAAGUUUUGCUCUUAAUAAAUUUCUUUGUUCUCCAACAAGAAGGCUGCAACCAUUUUCUUGCACUGUCAAUGACUUCGGCAGAGGAAGAUUUCUUGCACAUGGAGAGUUGGAUGAGUCGUAUCUCUUGUUCUGCUCAUUUCCCCUUAAAUUAUGGUAUAUGAAUAUGUAUUUAAGCCACUAGGGUCUUUGUCAUACAAAGUUGUUUAGCUUGAAUCUUGAUGAUGAUUUUACUUGGUAGUGCAUACUGAUUGGGUUUAUCAGACUUGUUUGCAUAGCAAUAAAUUUCUUCUAAACUGAAAA
This is a messenger RNA of Hevea brasiliensis (rubber tree), 2481 nucleotides long. RefSeq lists its product as uncharacterized. Gene Ontology annotation, molecular function: protein binding. The record is from RefSeq and is a predicted model, not a curated record. The transcript is spliced from 11 exons. Gene Ontology annotation, biological process: regulation of ubiquitin-dependent protein catabolic process. The coding region runs from base 206 to 1867 and encodes 553 amino acids. NCBI's taxonomy places the organism in Eukaryota, Viridiplantae, Streptophyta, Magnoliopsida, Malpighiales, Euphorbiaceae.